GUGCUCUCCAUGUGAUUUACCUCGUCUCUGCCAUGAUCGGUGGCUCAAUCGGUCCACAGGGCUCUCACUCCGACUUUGGCCAUAAGAGAGUAUCACUCACCCGCACGUGACGUGUCUGAUCUUUGGCUUUCCAAUUCCAAUUACUCCGCGCCGCGGGGGAUUGAUCAUUUACCAUUCGGUUGACUCUAGCGUAUACCUGCAGAACUGGCUCAUCAUAGGGCACGAGGAUCGCGUCUUCAAGGGUUCAUAUCAUAAUCGCUUUUGCUUGAGAAUUUGCGGCGACUGCCAAGUGCAGCAUGGCCACGCAGCUUGUUACCCUGGCGGAGGUGGAACGAUUAAGCACGUCGGUGGUUAGGAUACUGGGCGGAAAUCCGGGCAAGUUCACCCUUCAAGGCACGAACACAUAUCUGAUCGGUCGAGGCCACCAGCGGAUUCUCAUCGACACGGGAGAGGGCAGACCAUCCUGGGCAUCCCACCUCAAAGCCGUCCUUGCCCAGGAAAACGCGACGGUGCAGCAGGCUCUGCUCACGCAUUGGCACCAUGACCAUGUCAAAGGUAUACCGGACCUCUUGGAGCUCUGCCCCAACGUGACGGUCUACAAGCACCAACCGGGACCCGGACAGAGCAGCAUCGAAGAUGGCCAGAUUUUCAGGGUUGAAGGUGCCACCCUGCGGGCGUAUCAUACGCCUGGCCAUACGGUCGACCAUAUGAUGUUUGUGCUCGAGGAGGAGGAUGCCGUCUUCACGGGGGAUAAUGUCCUGGGGCAUGGUACCAGUGUCUUUGAGGACCUCCGAGAUUACGUGAGUAGUCUACACAGGAUGCAGCAUCGGGUUUCUGGCCGCGGAUACCCGGGUCAUGGCGCAGUGAUUGAGAAUGCGACGUCCAAGAUCUCCGAGUACAUCAAGCAUCGACAACAGAGGGAGGACGAAGUCAUUCGGGUUCUUCGAUAUGGUCGGCUUGAUGGGCCAGAAGGUGAACUAUUCGCUACUCAACAGAAAACAUUCUGGACGCCCCUAGAGCUGGUGAAGGUGAUCUACAAAGACGUCCCGGAGAACCUGCAUUUACCGGCCUCCCAUGGCGUCCAGUUGGUGUUACAGAAGCUGGAGGAUGAAGGUAGAGUGGUUCAUGACAGGGAUCUGGGUGAAUGGAGCGUGGAGCGUGGCAAGUCUCCGCUUUGAGCCCGUUGAAACGGGAUGCGGGAAUUCGUUAUCUCAUGAGUGGCUGCAGGAUGACC
Aspergillus homomorphus CBS 101889 is the source of this 1234-nucleotide messenger RNA. RefSeq names its product putative metallo-beta-lactamase domain protein. The record is from RefSeq and is a predicted model, not a curated record. The transcript is spliced from 5 exons. Gene Ontology annotation, biological process: secondary metabolite biosynthetic process. NCBI's taxonomy places the organism in Eukaryota, Fungi, Ascomycota, Eurotiomycetes, Eurotiales, Aspergillaceae. Bases 297 to 1178 code for a protein of 293 amino acids.